AUGGCAAAGACACCGGCGAUAGGCAUAGACUUGGGCACAAACUACUCGUGUGUGGCAGUGUUUCAACAUGGUAAAGUGGAGAUCAUCGCCAAUGACCAGGGCAAUAGGACGACGCCCUCGUACGUGGCGUUCACAGACACGGAGCGACUGAUUGGAGACGCGGCUAAGAAUCAGGUGAAUAUGAAUCCGUCGAAUACGGUGUUUGACGCCAAGAGACUGUUUGGUCGGCGCUUUGAUGACCUCCCGGUUCAGUCAGAUAUGAAUCACUGGCCCUUCGAUGUGGUGUCGGAUUCGGGCAAACCUAAGAUCAAAGUGGACUAUAAGGGAGAGUCGAAGUACUUCUCUCCCGAAGAGAUCUCAGCGAUGGUGUUGAUGAAGAUGAAGGAGAUCGCGGAGGCAUACCUGGGCGCACACGUGUCCAAUGCCGUGGUGUCAGUGCCCGCCCUUUACAACGAGAGUCAGCGUCAGGCGAUCAAAGACGUGGGAACUAUCAGUGGUCUCAAUGUCCUGAGGGUUAUCAGUGAGCCGACGGCCGCCGCCUUUGCGUACGGGUUCGACAUUAGGGGUCAGGGAGAUCAUGGAGAGCGCAAUGUCCUUAUCUUCGACUUAGGCGGCGGUGCGCUCAACGUGUCGGUCCUGACCAUCGAAGACUGUAUCUUUGAAGUGAAGUCAAUGGCCGGAGACUUGCAUUUGGGAGGCGAGGACUUCGACAUCCGACUCGUCAACCAUUUCGUACGUGAGUUCAAACGCCGGCACCGAAAGGAUUUGUCGGUGAAUAAGCGAGCGAUGCGUCGGCUGAGGACUGCCUGCGAGCGCGCGAAGAGGACGCUCUCGACCUCCACUUCGGCGUCCGUCGAAAUGGAAUCACUCUUCGAUGGCAUCGACUUCUACUCAACGAUCACGAGAUCCCGGUUUGAAGAGCUGAACGCAGACCUGUUUCGGUCGACUCUGGAACCGGUGGAGAGGGCGUUGAGGGACUCCAAGCUGGACAGGGGUCAGGUGCACGACAUCGUACUGGUGGGCGGGUCGACACGGAUCCCCAAAAUCCAAAAACUUCUUCAAGACUUCUUCGGCGGUAAACAACUGAACAAAAGCGUUAAUCCGGACGAAGCGGUCGCAUACGGGGCCGCAGUUCAGGCGGCGAUCCUCAACGGCGACAGGAGUGAAGCCGUGCAGGAUCUCCUGGUGCUCGACGUGACCCCCCUGUCACUGGGCAUUGAGAGUGCGGAUGGAGUGAUGACCACUGUUAUCAAACGCAACACAACUAUCCCCACCCGUCAGACCCAGACAUUGACUACCGAUUCGGACAAUCAGUCGGUAGUUCCCGUUUGGGUGUAUGAGGGGGAGGGAGCCAUGACUCGAGAUAACAACCUUUUGGGCAAAUUCUGGUUAACAGGCAUUCCUCCGGCGCCCAAAGGUGUGCCUCAGAUUGAGGUGGCCUUUGAUGUCGACGCCAACAACUUUCUCAAUGUGUGGGCCGUUGACAAGACUGGCGGCGAAGAGAAUACGAUAACCGUUGCUAACCAUAAGGAAAGGCUUUCCAACGCAGAGAUCGAGCGGAUGGUGAAGGAGGCGGAGGGGUAUAAGGAGGACGACAGACAUAAGGACCGCAUGGGAGCCAAGAAUACGCUCUCGGGGGAUAAGAUCCCCGAAGAAGACCGCAAGAAGAUUCUCGACAAAGUGAAUGAUGCCUUCAAUUGGUUGGACACGAAUCAGUUGAGAGAGAAGGAGGAGUUCGAGCGCAAGAAGGAGGAGAUGGAAGUCGUGUGUAAUCCCAUCAUCAUUAGGCUCUACCAGACCGCCGGCUCUGCUCCCGGAGGCGCCUCUGGUUGCGGUCCCACCAUCGAUGAGGUUAACUAA
Oppiella nova is the source of this 1860-nucleotide messenger RNA. The record is from the annotation of a GenBank genome assembly. Lineage: Eukaryota; Metazoa; Arthropoda; Arachnida; Sarcoptiformes; Oppiidae.